Helianthus annuus (common sunflower) is the source of this 2442-nucleotide messenger RNA. RefSeq lists its product as uncharacterized. The record is from RefSeq and is a predicted model, not a curated record. The coding region runs from base 1 to 2442 and encodes 813 amino acids. NCBI's taxonomy places the organism in Eukaryota, Viridiplantae, Streptophyta, Magnoliopsida, Asterales, Asteraceae. The transcript is spliced from 8 exons. Gene Ontology annotation, cellular component: proteasome core complex.
AUGGGUAAAAAAGAGGAGGAAAAAUUAAAUGUGUUGAAAGAGGAUAUCGCUAAGUUAGAAAAACAAAUGGAGGUUCGGGAGUUAGAAGAGAAUGAGAUAUGGGUUUGGGAAGAGAGUAGGAAGGAGUUGGAAAAGCUUAUUUGGAAGGCGUCCAAUGCUAUACCGGGUUUGGUGGUAAAUGGGGGUUGGGUUUCUAAGCCAUCUCUUGUCAAGAAGGAAGUGUUGUGUUUCUUUCGUAAACAUUUCACCGAAUCUAAUCAUAAUCGGCCAUAUUUUCUUUGUGAUGAUUUGAAACAGAUUCCAAAGGAGAGCAUUGACGCGAUGAUUGCUCCAUUUUCUAAAGAAGAAAUCAAAGAAGCGGCAUUUGGUUGUGGUGCGGAUAAAGCCCCGGGCCCGGAUGGUUUUAAUUUCAGGUUUAUCAUGCAUUUUUGGAGUUUUCUGGAGGCUGAUUUUAUCAACAUUUUUGAUGAGUUUUUCAAGUCUGGUAAGAUCAGUAAAGAGUGUAGUACAUCAUUCAUUACUUUGAUAGCAAAGACAAAAGUGCCAAUGGGGUUAAAAGAUUACAGACCUAUCAAUUUAAUUGGUGUGAUUAGUAAGAUUAUUUCAAUGGUUUUGGCGGCUCGAAUCAAAAAAGUUAUUGGGAAGGUGAUCUCAGAAACUCAAUCGGCAUUCUUGAAAGAUAGGUUUAUUUUGGACGGUCCUUUAGUCCUUAACGAAAUCAUUGUAUGGGGGAUUCUUCAAUCGGCUAGAUCGGCAGUGCUUGUUAAUGGGUCGCCUACGUUUGAGUUUCAAUGUCAAAAGGGGCUCAGACAAGGCGAUCCUUUAUCCCCUUUUUUGUUUCUUAUUGUCAUGGAGGCCCUAGCAUGUAUGAUUACUAAGGCUUGUGCUUUGGGUGAAUUUGAAGGAGUGAGGGUUACGAGUGGGGGUCCGAUUGUUUCUCAUAUGUUGUAUGCAGAUGAUGCCCUUAUAUUGGACGAUAUGGAGAUUGGCUCAAUGGCUAAAUUAUUGGGGUGUGGAGUUGGAGGGUUGCCUUUUGAUUAUUUGGGUAUAAAAGUGGGAGCUAAUAUGAACCGGAUUUCCAAUUGGGAUCCGGUUAUGGAGUCGAUUCGUAGUAGACUAUGUUCUUGGAAGGCGAAGCUUUUAUCCAUUGGAGGUAGAAUAACUUUGAUUAAAUCGGUGUUAACUAGCCUUCCGGUGUACUACUUAUCAUUGUUUAGAGCCCCGAAAGCGGUGGUAGAUAAUAUUGAAAAACUUUUGAGACAUUUUCUUUGGGCCGGUUGUAAAGAAGGUAAAAGUUUACAUUGGGUUUCUUGGGAUGUGGUUACUAGACCGAAAAAGAAUGGUGGGUUGGAUAUCUCAAAAAUUUUUGAGGUUAACACGGCGCUUUUAGCUAAAUGGGUGUGGCGUUUCAAAAAUGAUAACAAUGGUAUGUGGAAGCGGUUGAUUGAAUGCAUUCAUGGGGGUAGAAAUAGAUGGAUUUUUAUCCCGGUUAAUAAUUCUUAUCAAGGAUGUUGGAAGUCUAUUGGUCGCUUUUUGGAUGGUUUAAUUAUCAAUGGGCAAUCUUUCAGAUCUUUGUUUAAAGGUAAAAUUGGUAAUGGUAAUCGUCUGAGGUUCUGGAAGGAUGUUUGGUGGGGGUCGACAACCUUAAUGGAUAGAUGGCCGAGGCUGGGCGACCAAUACCUCUCUGUUGAAGCCAUUUCAGAGAUGCAGGAUAUGAAUUACAUGCUAUCGCAGGUCAAUUUAACAGAUAAAGACGAUGUAUGGUCCUGGAAUGAUGGCGGCAAUGGAAAGUUUUCAGUCGCUAAUGUUAAAACUUGGGUUCGAGGAUCGGUUACUGGUCUGCAGAACCGUAGCAUGAAGUGGGAACCUUGGGUACCUUUAAAAGUGAAUGUUUUCAUAUGGAGGUCGGAUCAAGAUCGGAUUGCGACUCAUGUAGCAUUGAUUAGAAGGAAUAUAAAUAUCCCGGAUUCUAAGUGUCCCCUAUGCGAAACGGAUGAAGAGUCGACAGACCAUCUGAUGGUCCAUUGUGGUUUUGUUUUUGGCGUUUGGAGUAAAAUAUGGAGUUGGUGUAGGAAAAGUGGUUGGUAUACAUCUUCGGUCGAUGAGCUUCUUCGGAUGCAGAUUGUGUCGUUCUUGGGGGUAGAUACUAGAGCCACAUCAGGUUCUAUUGUUGCUGACAAGAACUGUGAAAAGAUUUAUAAUCUGGCUCCAAACAUCCUUUGCUGUGGAGCCGGAACUGCUGCUGAUACAGAAGCCGUCACAGACAACAUCAGCUCUCAGCUGAAGCUGCAUAGAUAUCAUAUUGGUCGUGAAUCAAGGGUUGUAACAACACUUAUGUUGUUAAAGUCUCAUCUUUUCCGUUACCAAGGUCAUGUAUCGACUGCUUUGGUGCUCGGUGGAGUUGAUGUAAACCCUAGAAAUUUGGGGAAGAUGAUGGAGUGA